Rodentolepis nana is the source of this 903-nucleotide messenger RNA. Lineage: Eukaryota; Metazoa; Platyhelminthes; Cestoda; Cyclophyllidea; Hymenolepididae. The record is from the annotation of a GenBank genome assembly.
AUGCUACAAUUUUCUCCAAAAGGGAAACCCAUUCAAUGUUGGAUACCACAGGAAUUCACAAGAGGCUGGGAGGAGUAUGCAGAAAAUUACUGUUGGGUGGCGAACACUUACUUCUCCGCAUUGUCCAAAAAACUGCCCUUAGUACCCGAUAGACGAGCCAGUCAUCUAGUGUACUACCAAUGGGCACCAAUCGUUCUUGCAACUCAGGCAUUGUUGUUCUACCUACCCUGUCUUCUUUGGAAGGUGGGAAUGCGGAAUUCCGGCUUUUCCGUGCACCGAGUACUCCAGUUAGCCGCGGAGUCAAAUGACCUCGUCCCAGAGGUGGCACAGAAAACUGUGCAUGUAAUGGCAAGAUACCUCGAAACGUGUAUUCAUCGGCAAAAAAUGUAUAGGCAAAAGUACUUUGGAGAGAAGUCCCGUGGUGCUUCCAUGGUCCGAUUUCGGCAUUCGCCCCUCAUAGAGAUGCAAACGCAAUUUAAAGAUUGUGCCGGUUCCAAGGAAAAGGAAUUCUUCCAACCGAUAUCAACUUCUGCAAUAAGCAGCAGCGCAGCCCCAGGUGUUAUUGUAACGACUACAUUUAACCAACACGCCCCUCCAGCCUACAAACCUCUAAUUUCAACCUCCACCACUGCUGCUCUUCAAAUGAGUCGAAAAGCUCCAACCCUCCCAAUGUUGCAGAAGUUUCGAAAAGCUGCGCCACCACCUCCGCCACCACAUCUCUCAACCCCCAUGGCAACCAUUUUUCGCGAUGAGGGAGACUUUUCUAAAUCUGAUUCAUUUCACUUCCCCACCUCCACCGAUGCAGGAAAUCUGGAAGCUGGUCUUUGUGAACAUCUCAUCAAAUCGCCUCCAACCAUCAGCAGUUCAGGAAUAGGUUCUUCAGGUGCUUCCGGUAAGUCAUAG